Messenger RNA from Mercurialis annua (annual mercury), 1995 nucleotides. Its product is annotated as growth-regulating factor 8. Bases 432 to 1763 code for a protein of 443 amino acids. Gene Ontology annotation, biological process: developmental process; DNA-templated transcription; regulation of DNA-templated transcription. The record is from RefSeq and is a predicted model, not a curated record. Lineage: Eukaryota; Viridiplantae; Streptophyta; Magnoliopsida; Malpighiales; Euphorbiaceae. Gene Ontology annotation, molecular function: ATP binding. Gene Ontology annotation, cellular component: nucleus. The transcript has 4 exons.
AGAGCAGGUCAAUUCCAGUCAAAUUAAAAAAUAAAAACCAGUUACAGGCAGUAAAAGCUCAGAUCGAUAUACAAGUCAAAAGUGUUGAAGCCAAUCAAAUCAAACCUUACAUGGGUAAAGAAUCGGAAAACGUUAAAAUUAACGGGAAGUAAAAGGUUAGGAUGAAUGUUGGGGUUUGUCUGUAUUGUGAAAGGAGUAGGAAUGUUGGAAGCUAAGGAAGCAAAAGCAAAACCGAAUGGCUAAAAAUGGCGGCACCGAUACAACCUUAGCUUUAUCAACAACUGUUUCAAAUAUCCUUUUUUGCAAUAGAUUUUUUGUUUUUAAGUGAAGGAUUGUGUUUUUUUAUUAAUUUAUUUUUGUCUUAGACUGGGGUUUAGGCUACAGAAUUUGAUGUUUUUUAAGAAUUAGCUGCUAAGGAACCUUGUAGAGUUAUGUCUCGUGAUCAUUAUCACCAAGGGUCGACUCAGUUCUCUAGUGGCGGUUUUGAUGGCGGUGCUGGCGGUGGGCCCAUGUUUUACGGUAGAAGCAACCAUGGUUUUGGCGAUAUAUACAAUGCGCUAGGUACAGAUGCAGUAGUAGCUGCGAGGUCAAAGUUUUAUCUCUCGGGAGAAAUGACACCGUCAUCGAUGAAUAUGAGAGUCCCUUUCACGGCAGCUCAGUGGCAAGAACUUGAAAGGCAGACUAUAAUUUACAAGUACAUGAUGGCUGCUGUUCCUGUUCCUCCUGAACUACUCAUCCCCAUCACCAGAACCUCUCCCUCACGCUCCUAUGGUGUGAAAGGGUCGUUAGAAUUGGGGAUUUCGAGCUGUGGAGGCUCGGAUCCAGAGCCAUGGAGAUGCAAAAGAACGGAUGGCAAGAAAUGGAGAUGUUCGAGAGAUGUGGCUCCGGACCUGAAGUAUUGUGAGAGGCAUUCUCACAAGAGCCGUCCCCGUUCAAGAAAGCCUGUGGAAUUACAUACUGACUCCAUGGCCAACAAUCAUACUACUACUAGUUCACAUUUACUUGAUAAAAAAUCCCACUUCCCCACUGAAUCAAAUUCACAUUUCUCAAUCCCCCCAACUGCAAUGGUCUCUGCUGCUCCCACCUCAUUUGAUCAAACCAGGAAUUUGGAAUGGUUCUUGAAAGGCGAGACAGUUCCUGUACCUAGUAAUUCCAAUCAAGAAUGGCUUUAUCUGAAGCAAGACAGGACAAAGGAUGGUGGUGGUGAUGAAAAACUGUAUGAUUACAGACAAGGACAACUUGACUCAAAUUCAUAUUUGAAUUUGAGAGAAAACAUACACUCAUUGCAAGCACAUCGCUUAAAUGACAAUUGCAGUUUGUUAUUAAGCCCCAAAUCAACAACUCUAAGCCACAGUAGCCAGACACAAGCUCAAGAGACGAGGCAUUUCUUAGAUGCAUGGUCAUCAGCAUUGAGAGAGAGCACCGGUAGUAGUGGAAUCGGCGACGAUCGGUGUUCGGUUUCUUCAAGUGAGAAAGUAGCGCCAGUUUCAACUCUUACGUUGUCAAUGUCUGGUGGAAGUGAAACUGUUGAAGAAAAUGAAAAUGCUCAAACAAGCUGUGGGUUUGGUAUAAUGAGUUCGGACAAGGAAGAUGUGGGUGUGCUGAGACCACAGUGGAUGAUGAACCAUGGUUCAUGGAUGAGUUCACCCCCUGGUGGACCAUUAGCUGAAGCCUUGUGCCUUGGCAUUUCUAAUAGUGCAAGAGCUGAUUCCAAUCUGGCAUCUUCUCAUGGCAGCAGCUUUGGCACUAAUGAUUCUAGUUAAUUAAUUGAAGUUUAUUUACUCCUUCCUUUUAUGCAUGUUUUUUUGCUAAAAGCCGAUGACUCUAGCGUUGAGCCCCAAAGUCGGCAAUCUAGAGUGUUGUCCCACUCUGAUUUUUGUCUAUUUUGUAUUACAAAAUGAAUGGUUGAGCUAAGAGGAGCAACAUAUUGCAAGGAAUGUGAGCUUCAGGGCAUUGCCGGGCCUAGUGCCUGGUUUUUUGUUCUUUAACUUUUAA